Messenger RNA from Galeopterus variegatus (Sunda flying lemur), 2314 nucleotides. RefSeq names its product FEZ family zinc finger 1 (gene FEZF1). Lineage: Eukaryota; Metazoa; Chordata; Mammalia; Dermoptera; Cynocephalidae. The record is from RefSeq and is a predicted model, not a curated record. The transcript is spliced from 4 exons. Gene Ontology annotation, cellular component: nucleus. Bases 194 to 1621 code for a protein of 475 amino acids.
AGAACUCUGCGAUGGGCUGGCAGGAGUCCAUUGGGUUGGGCAGGCAGGUUCGGCUGGUGAUGCUGGGGAGGAGGAGGAGGAGGCUGCUGGUGGUGAUGGUGCCCGUCCCAUUCUCCGCAGGUCUGUGACAAGCAGGGAGCAAGGCAACGACGGCGCAGCCCAAUCCCGGCUGACGGACGCGAGCGACUCAGACAUGGACAGUAGCUGCCACAACGCGACCUCCAAAAUGUUAGCGACAGCUCCAGCUCGGGGCAACGUGAUGAGCACGUCCAAACCGUUGGCUUUCUCCAUCGAACGAAUUAUGGCGCGCACCCCAGAGCCCAAGGCCCUGCCCGUCCCCCAUUUCCUGCAGGGAGCCGUGCCCAAGGGGGACCCUAAGCACUCUCUGCAUCUCAACUCGUCGAUCCCCUGCAUGAUCCCCUUCGUGCCUGUGGCGUACGACACGAGCCCCAAGGCCGGAGUGACUGGCUCGGAGCCGCGGAAGGCGAGUCUGGAGACCCCGGCGGCGCCCGCGGCGGCGCCCGCGGGGCCCGCAUUCAGCUGCAGCGACCUGCUCAACUGCGCGCUGAGUCUCAAGGGCGACCUGGCCCGCGACGCGCUGCCGCUGCAGCAGUACAAGCUGGUAAGGCCGCGUGUGGUCAACCACUCUUCCUUCCACGCCAUGGGCGCCCUGUGCUACCUGAACCGAGGUGACGGCCCGUGCCACCCGGCGGGCGGCGUGAACAUCCACCCCGUGGCCUCCUACUUCCUCAGUUCCCCUUUGCAUCCGCAGCCAAAAACGUAUUUAGCCGAAAGGAAUAAACUGGUGGUCCCGGCGGUGGAGAAGUACCCCUCGGGAGUAGCUUUCAAAGACCUGUCCCAGGCUCAGCUGCAGCAUUACAUGAAGGAAAGCGCCCACCUUCUGUCGGAAAAAAUCGCGUUUAAAACCUCGGAUUUCAGCCGAGGCUCUCCUAAUGCCAAACCCAAAGUUUUCACUUGCGAAGUAUGUGGAAAGGUCUUUAACGCGCACUAUAACUUAACCCGUCACAUGCCGGUGCACACAGGAGCCAGACCCUUCGUUUGCAAAGUGUGUGGAAAGGGUUUCCGGCAAGCCAGCACCUUGUGCAGGCACAAAAUCAUUCACACGCAGGAAAAACCUCAUAAAUGUAACCAGUGUGGCAAAGCAUUUAAUAGAAGUUCCACUUUAAACACGCAUACCCGAAUACACGCAGGCUACAAACCGUUUGUAUGUGAAUUCUGUGGCAAAGGAUUUCAUCAAAAAGGGAAUUAUAAAAACCACAAGUUGACCCACAGCGGGGAGAAGCAGUUCAAGUGCAAUAUCUGCAACAAGGCUUUCCACCAGGUUUACAACCUCACCUUCCACAUGCACACCCACAACGACAAGAAGCCUUUCACCUGCCCCACGUGCGGCAAGGGCUUCUGCAGGAACUUUGACCUCAAGAAGCACGUCCGUAAGCUUCACGACAGCAGCCUGGGGCUGGCUCGCACGCCCGCUGGGGAAUCAGGCACCGACCCGCCGCCCGCGAUACAGCAGCCGCCGGCCGCGACGCUGCCGCCUCUGCAGCCGACGCUGCCGCCCCCUGGGCCCCUGCAGCCUGGGCUCCACCAGGGCCACCAGUGAUCGAGGCCAAGGUUCCUCCCAGCCCCAGGCCGGACCCCCACUGCUGAGUCAGCGGCAGACUAGAGCUGGACCUCCCUGCCCAAGCUCGUCUACAGAAUCCCGGGCAUGUUGAGCCCCACACUUUAGGGCCUCUGCAAUCCCUGGCCUUUCGCCUCUUGCAUGCACCUGCUAAAUGGUUUUGUGUAUUAUAUUCUAAAUAGGCACUAACAAUUAUGAGAAAUCUGGAACAUUUUGUUUUCUGAUUUUUUUUUUUUGUUUUUAAUUUGGAAAGACUUUUCAUCUCGGGUGGAGAGAUGAUGUUUGUUUUGUUUGUUUUUUGAAACAAAUUUCUCUGUAUUUAUUGAGAUCUGUAUUAUUCUACCCGAGAAUGCUGCACCACUUUAAUUUUAUUAUUGUAUAUAUUUCCAUUGUGUUGAUUCUGCCGUCUAGAGAUGCCUGCUGAUUGUUUAUUAUCAUUUCCUCCUUCCCUAAAGUAACAAAACACUGGGUGUAUGUUAUAUAUACACGCAUAUGUGUGCUCCUGUAAAGGCACAUUCCACAUUUGUGAGUGCACACGUACACAUACGCACACAUACACCCUAGAUAAGGGUGGAUCAUUGCAGACGAAUUUGAAUUUGGUUUUGAUUCUUGCACGUGAAAAUUGAUUCAUUAACUGUUGCAAAUAAAUACUUGGAACAUGCUUAUUUAAUCAAC